AAAACCGGCGUGACUUUCCACAGUCCGAUGUCUGUUUAGGGGUUUAGCCGGCAGCGUAGAGCUCGUGUAAUAUAUCACUUAAAAUGCAGGUAUUAAGAGCAGGGCUAACCUUCUGUCGAAGACAUUUAAGAAAGCAAAGGACAUUCAUUUUAAAAGACGUGUUAGUGAGCAGCCAUCGGACAUGUACCUCAGGCAUCAUCCCCAAUGAGAAGAUUCGCAACAUCGGCAUUUCCGCACACAUAGAUUCAGGGAAGACCACCCUGACUGAACGCGUGCUGUUCUACACGGGCCGGAUAGCCGAGAUGCAUGAGGUGAGGGGUAAGGAUGGUGUGGGCGCCAUUAUGGACUCCAUGGAGCUGGAGAGGCAGAGGGGUAUCACCAUCCAGUCAGCCGCCACCUACACUAUAUGGAAGGAGCACAACAUUAACAUCAUAGACACCCCAGGCCAUGUGGACUUCACCAUUGAAGUGGAGCGGGCUCUCAGGGUCCUCGAUGGAGCGGUCCUGGUUCUGUGCGCUGUGGGCGGGGUCCAGUGUCAGACCAUGACGGUGAACAGGCAGAUGAAGCGCUACAACGUGCCCUUUCUGACCUUCAUCAACAAGCUGGACCGCCAGGGGUCCAGCCCCGCCCGUGCCCUGCAGCAGAUGAGGACCAAGCUGAACCACAACGCAGCCUUUUUACAGAUCCCCAUUGGCCUGGAAGGAAACCUGCGGGGCAUUGUGGACCUCAUCGAGGAACGCAGCAUUUACUUUGAGGGCCCCUUUGGACAGAGUGUGCGAUACGACGAGAUUCCGUCAGAGCUGUGGGCUGAGGCGAGGGACCGGAGGCAGGAGCUGGUGGAGAGUGUGGCCAAUGCAGAUGAGACCCUGGGGGAGAUGUUUCUGGAGGAGCGGACACCCAGCGUGGCUGAAUUGAAGGCAGCCAUCCGGAGAGCCACUGUCCAGCGGCUCUUCACGCCCGUGCUAGUGGGCAGUGCCCUGAAGAACAAGGGUGUGCAGCCCCUGCUGGAUGCCAUCGUGGACUACCUGCCCAACCCCACUGAGGUCAAGAACUACGCCAUCCUCAACCACGAAGACUCCAGUGAGAGCAGUAGGGUCCAGAUGGACCCAACGCGGGACCCCACACAGCCCUUUGUGGGUCUUGCCUUUAAACUAGAGGCGGGGCGUUUUGGUCAGUUGACGUACGUGCGCGUCUACCAGGGCUGCCUGAAGAAGAGCGAGUACAUCUACAACACGCGCACGGGGAAGAGGGUGCGAGUGCAGAGGCUGGUCCGGCUGCACGCGGACCAGAUGGAGGAUGUGGAUGAGGUCUAUGCCGGCGACAUCUGCGCUCUGUUUGGCAUCGACUGCGCCAGCGGCGACACCUUCACGGAUCGUACCAGUGCCAGUCUCUCCAUGGAGUCCAUCCAUGUGCCAGAUCCAGUAAUCUCCAUGUCUGUAAAACCAUUAAACAAGAAUGACUUGGAUAAGUUCUCAAAAGGAAUAAAUCGCUUCACGAGGGAGGAUCCCACCUUCAGGGUCCAUUUUGACUCGGAGAGCAAAGAGACUGUAAUCUCUGGAAUGGGCGAACUUCAUUUGGAGAUCUACUCACAGAGGAUGGAGAGGGAAUACAACUGUCCUUGCUUGAUGGGCAAACCUAAGGUGGCAUUCAGGGAGACCAUAUCCAGCCUAGUUCCGUUCGAGUUCACGCACAAGAAGCAGUCGGGGGGCGCUGGGCAGUACGGGAAGGUGAUCGGGGUCCUGGAGCCGCUGGACCCGGAGGAUUUCACCAAACUGGAGUUCGCUGAUGAGACCAUCGGCACCAACGUGCCCAAACAGUUUAUUCCAGCUGUCGAGAAGGGCUUCAGGGAAGCCUGCGAGAAAGGCCCACUGACGGGUCACAAGAUCUCAGGCGUGCGCUUCGUGCUGAAAGAUGGCGCACAUCACAUGGUGGAUUCAAACGAGAUCUCCUUCAUAAGGGCCGGCGAGGGCGCCGUGAAACAAGCCAUGGAGAAGGCUACCAUACUCGUGCUGGAACCCAUCAUGUCGGUAGAAGUUGUUGCCCCCAGUGAGUUCCAGGGUACAGUCAUCGCCGGGAUCAACCGUCGCCAUGGCGUCAUCACCGGACAGGAUGGGGCAGAGGGCUAUUUCACGCUCUACGCUGAUGUUCCGCUGAACGACAUGUUUGGGUACUCGACUGAGUUGCGGUCCAAUACCGAGGGAAAAGGAGAGUACACCAUGGACUAUGCCAGGUACAAGCCAUGCUCCCCCAGCACACAAGAGGAGCUCCACCAUAAAUACCUGGAGGCCACUGGACAGCUGCCUGCAAAGAAGGGCAAGGCUAAGAACUGACACGCAGACAUGCAUGUACUCAAACACACACUCACAUCCGCAUGUACUCAAAC
Molecule: messenger RNA, 2383 nt
Organism: Brienomyrus brachyistius
Lineage: Eukaryota; Metazoa; Chordata; Actinopteri; Osteoglossiformes; Mormyridae
Gene: gfm1
Product: G elongation factor, mitochondrial 1
Exons: 18
Coding region: 84-2330 (748 amino acids)
Biological process (GO): mitochondrial translational elongation
Cellular component (GO): mitochondrion
Molecular function (GO): GTPase activity; GTP binding; translation elongation factor activity
Source: RefSeq, a predicted model, not a curated record